Molecule: messenger RNA, 714 nt
Organism: Bombyx mandarina (wild silkworm)
Lineage: Eukaryota; Metazoa; Arthropoda; Insecta; Lepidoptera; Bombycidae
Gene: CPH12
Source: RefSeq, a predicted model, not a curated record
AUGUUCAAGUUGAUAGUGUGUGCUUUAUUAGCUGUCGCGGCUGCUGAGCCUGGAGUCUUCCUGACGCCUCCCGUGACGUCCCUAACAACUGUGGUUUCUCCGGGAUCUACAACCAUCAGUAAGCUGGCCAGCAGCGUCGUGCAUCCCUCACCCUUGGUCUACUCUACACCGUAUGGCUACACUCAUUUCAUCAAGAAGCGGUCUGCUCCCUUAGCGCAUGCUGCGUAUAUCGCUCCUGUAGCAUACUCUGCUAUUUCUCCCGUCGUAGCAACCACCUACCACGGUAAAACUCCUCUCCUGGCUUCGACCUCCUACGUUUCUUCGACUCCUUUAAUCUCGCAACCUAUUGCGUAUUCCGCUCACUUUAUCAAGAAGCGCUCUCCACAAUGGCCCGUGAGCUACAUCGCUCCUAGCUCCUACAUCACUCCCAACACCUACAUCGCAAGUGGCCCUCUUGGAGCCACUACCUACACGACACCCUUCGUGCAGACCGUGCCGAUCGCAUCGACUGCAUCACUUCCCGUCGCAACUCAUCUGAUCAAGAAGAGGUCUGCACCCGUUCUGGCCACAACUUACACCGCACCUACUACUUACACCGCCGCUCUGCCAGGAGUUUUUUCUCAUCAAUCCAACUACAAUUUGCACGGCGCUCCUCUUGUUACAUCUUACACACCUCUGGUGUACUCUGCUCCAAUUUCAACUCAUGUUAUUUAA